Molecule: messenger RNA, 284 nt
Organism: Dentiscutata heterogama
Lineage: Eukaryota; Fungi; Glomeromycota; Glomeromycetes; Diversisporales; Gigasporaceae
Source: the annotation of a GenBank genome assembly
GACGAGAAUUUCACUUUUUAAGCAUGCACUUCAUAGAUGAUAUGUAUAUUGUCGAUGAAUUCGAUGCCUUUGUUAUACCAGAUUCUGGUAUGAAUUUUUUGCAAAUCGGAAUAAUUAUUGAAAUAAUACGACUGAUAAAGUAUUAUCGUCAACUUAUUCAAAGGCCACGUAGGGUGACUCGAUUUCCAAAGCCAGGAUUACCAAAUGUUUCACAGUUAAAACUCAAAAGAAAUCAAAAACCUUUUCCUUCUGAUAAAACGAUUGAACCAGAUGAAGAAUUUUGA